This is a messenger RNA of Zea mays, 551 nucleotides long. Its product is annotated as probable dual-specificity RNA methyltransferase RlmN. Lineage: Eukaryota; Viridiplantae; Streptophyta; Magnoliopsida; Poales; Poaceae. The coding region runs from base 18 to 551 and encodes 177 amino acids. The transcript is spliced from 4 exons. Gene Ontology annotation, biological process: tRNA methylation; rRNA base methylation. The record is from RefSeq and is a predicted model, not a curated record. Gene Ontology annotation, molecular function: iron-sulfur cluster binding; catalytic activity.
UAAAAGUUAGGCAAAGGAUGAUGACAAUAUCUACAGUUGGUGUUCCAAAUACAAUAAAAAUGCUAGCAUCUCACAAGCUUCAGUCAACGUUGGCAGUCAGUCUGCAUGCCCCAAAUCAGAAGCUGCGGGAGACGAUUGUUCCUAGCACCAAGUCUUACCCCUUGGGAGCACUAAUGGAUGACUGCAAGAGUUACUUCCUUGAAACUGGGCGCAUGGUAUCCUUCGAGUACACUCUGCUAGCUGGGAUUAACGAUGAAAAGAAGCAUGCCGAAGAGCUAGCAGAACUACUUCGUAUGUGUGGAGGUGGUUACCAUGUGAACCUGAUUCCCUAUAACCCAAUUGAAGGCUCCGAGUACAAGAGACCUUACAGAAAAGUGGUCCAAACCUUUGUUGAUGCUUUAGAAGCACGCAAGAUAACCAUCAACGUUCGACGGACCCGUGGGCUUGACGCUAACGCAGCCUGUGGGCAGCUGAGGAAUGAGUUUCAGAAGAAUCCACUACUUGAGAUUGAACCGUCACCCUCCACAGAGCGGACCCUCGUAACUGCUUAA